CGCCCGCUCCCGUGCUCUCCGCGCCGCCAGGGCCGCUGCGGGCCGGGGAGAGCCUCGCUCCCGCGCUCCGAGCAGCGGCCCGCGCAGGACGGCGGAUAAUGAAAGGGAAAGUGGCGCGGAGCCUGGGCGCUUUGUUUGGAGCGGAGUGCAAGCGGCCCUCUCCACAGCCUGCUCGCGGGCUGCGGGCCUGCGCCCGGUUCCCUCCCUACUCCGAAGUUGCGCGGUUGCAACCGGGAAGUGAGGCCGCCAUUGUAGCGGCUGCUGGGGAGUAGGGAGGCGGCUGCGGCUGCUUAUAUCUGGCUUUCCCCGGAUCAGUUAUUCUGAUCUGAAGAUUUUGGUGUUUAAGGCAUUAAGAAAAUAAUCUGAAUUGUUCAUGCAUUUCAGAGAAAGGAUACUCAACCUGUACAUCUGUUGUUGAUGAGACUUUUAACUGGAUGGCUGGAAGAUUGGCAUCCUGUGGACACGAAGCCACUCAUCACUCCCUUCUCAGAUGUCUUUUGGGGUCAGAUUAAACCUUGACACUCGUCACGGAGUGACCCAAAACUGCUAUGGAGAAACUAGAAGACAACAUUGAAUAUUUUGGCAGCGAUGCCCUCUCUAGUUCUUCAAUGGUGGUUUGUCUCUUCUAUCAAGAGUUUUUCAUCAGUAUGUCUGAAACCAUAAAAUAUAAUGACGAUGAUCAUAAAACACUGUUUCUGAAAACAUUAAAUGAACAGCGCCUGGAAGGAGAAUUUUGUGAUAUUGCUAUUGUGGUGGAAGAUGUGAAAUUCAGAGCACACAGAUGUGUUCUUGCCGCCUGCAGCACCUACUUUAAAAAGCUUUUCAAGAAGCUUGAAGUAGAUAGUUCUUCAGUUAUAGAGAUAGAUUUCCUUCGUUCUGAUAUAUUUGAAGAGGUCCUGAACUACAUGUACACAGCAAAGAUUUCUGUGAAAAAGGAAGAUGUUAACUUAAUGAUGUCUUCGGGUCAGAUUCUUGGUAUCCGGUUUUUGGAUAAACUCUGUUCUCAGAAGCGUGAUGUAUCUAGUCCCGAUGAAAAUAACGGUCAGUCAAAGAGUAAGUAUUGCCUCAAAUUAAAUCGCCCCAUUGGAGAUGCUGCUGAUGCUCAGGAUGAUGAUGUGGAGGAAAUUGGGGAUCAGGACGACAGUCCUUCUGAUGACACAGUAGAAGGCACCCCUCCAAGUCAGGAGGACGGCAAGUCACCCACAACUACGCUCAGGGUUCAGGAAGCGAUUUUGAAAGAGCUGGGGAGUGAGGAGGUUCGAAAAGUAAACUGCUACGGUCAGGAAGUAGAAUCGAUGGAGACCCCAGAGUCCAAAGAUUUGGGGUCCCAGACCCCUCAAGCCUUAACAUUUAAUGAUGGAAUGAGUGAGGUGAAAGAUGAACAGACUCCAGGCUGGACCACGGCUGCCAGUGACAUGAAGUUUGAGUAUUUGUUGUAUGGUCACCAUCGGGAGCAGAUUGCCUGCCAAGCAUGUGGUAAGACAUUUUCUGAUGAAGGCAGAUUGCGGAAGCAUGAAAAACUCCACACGGCAGACCGGCCCUUUGUUUGUGAAAUGUGUACAAAAGGUUUCACCACCCAGGCCCACCUGAAAGAACACCUAAAAAUCCACACAGGGUAUAAGCCCUACAGUUGUGAGGUAUGUGGGAAGUCCUUUAUCCGUGCCCCAGACCUAAAGAAGCACGAGAGAGUUCACAGUAAUGAAAGACCGUUUGCGUGUCACAUGUGUGACAAGGCCUUCAAACACAAGUCUCACCUCAAGGACCAUGAAAGGAGACACAGAGGGGAAAAGCCUUUUGUGUGUGGUUCUUGCACCAAGGCAUUCGCCAAGGCCUCAGAUCUGAAGAGGCAUGAGAACAAUAUGCACAGUGAGAGGAAGCAGGUCACUCCUAGUGCCAUCCAGAGCGAGACAGAACAGUUGCAGGCAGCAGCAAUGGCCGCUGAAGCAGAGCAGCAGUUGGAGACCAUCGCCUGUAGCUAAGAGAUGAUGGGACAGGAGCACAUGGCCUGGGAGGUGGAUGCUGAGGUUGAAUUGAUCAUAGUUGGUGAACACACCCGUGACUGCUUUGGGGGCAACUUGGAGUGUUGUAUUGACUGGACCUAAGGCAGUGCUCGGGUUAGGUGUUUUUAAAACUUCUCAAGGCAAUUAUGUCCCCAAGUUCUGACCAAACAGUUUCACUAUCUUGUGUCUAGUAUUAAUGUUACCAGUAAGCUCCCUGCCCUUCUUUUUUAUGGUUUGAAUUUGAAAACUCCUGUGUCCAGUUUAAAUUGAGAGACUUAUAUUCCAUUCUUAAUUCCUCUACAUUUGCCAAGCUGGUAAGUGCACUGCACAGAGUAAUUGAGUAAGUUGAUUUCCUAAUCAUCCCAGUAUAUGUGACUUGUGGUCAAAACAGCAGUUUUAAUAAAAGUACUUCAUAUGGAUGCAGAAAAUGUUGGCGGGUGGUGACCAAGAACAUUGUGCAAGUAUAAAACCAAGUUUGACAAUGCAGAAUGGUAUUAGCUUUAUAUUUGGUUUGUUGAUUUUUUUAAUAGAUAGAUAAAACUGUUUUUCACUGUUCCUAUAGACAUAAUAGUUGCUUUGCUGAAAUGUUUCUUCAUCUGUUGGGAUUGUCCCUGUGCCCACCCCAAAUCUAUAGGUCACAUGUUCCACAGGGUGAGGAAGACCACCAGGAUACUGGGUAGUGCUGGGGCUGAGUGCUUAGAUUCCUCUUUUGUGGGGUGCUGCCAUCCAGUCUCUACCAGUAAGCGUGUAUGGAGUGGACCAGCGGUGGGGGGAGUAGAGAGGCUAUCAGAGACAAAGUGCACAGAUGCAGAAGUCCUGAUUUCCUAGGUUAAAAUCUAAAUUAUAUCAAAGUUGUUAUUAAAGUUCAAAAUUAGGACAAGAAGCAAAAAUACUCCAGAUACAUUUGUGUAGUUUACAGAAGAUCAUUAUGCUUUGGGGUUCUCUCCAGCACACGAUUAACCCAUAAAGAAGAUGCGAUGUGCUUACUUCAGUGUAAAACCUUUUAAGUGUGUAAAUAGUAGUGUUGGUCUUAUGUAUUUCAAGAAAAAGACAGCUGCACCUUUUUUUUUUUUUUUGCGCAUUGGAUUAAAUGCCAUUCAUUAGCAACAAACAUCAGACCGUUUUAACAGAUAUUAAACACUGUUAGACCAGAUGUUUGUGUUUUUGAAGUAUAGUUCAUUGCUGGUUACAGUUUUAAAUAGAGUUGAUUGCCUUUUCAUGGCCAUAAAUCAGAAUUACAAACUUUUGUUUCAGAUCUGGUAUACUAAAUGUUCUUUUUAACCAUUUGCUUAGGAAUAUAUUGAAAUGCCAACAACUGUUUGAAUUAUGUUCUGUAAGAAAGUUAUAGGCGAUUAUUUUAGGGUAUGUACAGUUGUAGAAAAUGCCAACUUUUAAAAUUCAUGUUUGGUUGCUAGGAUUUUUUUUUUUUAACAAAAAGUACAUUAAAAUAGUUUCAUGUUAUAGCUUGCUGCAUUAACACCUGUAAUUACUAUUGUGGAAAAUUUUUAUUUUCAGAAUUGGUGUACAUGUUAUGCCCUUGAUUGUCAAAUGAAGAUGCUACCUUUAAAUUUUUUAUUUAUUGGUAAAAAUGUUUUAGUUUAAAAUUAAUUUAAUUUUCCUUGAAAGCUGUUUGUUCUCUAUUGAAGGUUGUUCUGUCACUUGUUUCUGUGCUGUUAGUAGGAGGGGAACUGACUGUUGUUCCUAGGCUGUUUUAACCAAAGCAGAAGUGAAAUCAUUUAACGUCCUGUUGAUAGCUACUCCAACAAAAACCAUAUUUUGGGCCUUCAUUUUUGUAUAUAAAGAAAAUAUACUUCUCUCGGGCUUGUUUUCAUUUUCUCAUGACAUCCUUGUACAUAUCCAGGUUCUACUGACAUGUGCCUUUUAUACCUCCUAGUUAUGAUUUUAUAGAGGUGCAUACAAUGUGUAAAACUAACUGCUAUUGAAGUUCCGUAAUCAUGUUGGUAUCCUUCCAAAAAAACCCAAACCUUACUUUUUCA
Nannospalax galili (Upper Galilee mountains blind mole rat) is the source of this 3997-nucleotide messenger RNA. RefSeq names its product zinc finger and BTB domain containing 14 (gene Zbtb14). The transcript has 4 exons. Gene Ontology annotation, molecular function: RNA polymerase II cis-regulatory region sequence-specific DNA binding; DNA-binding transcription factor activity, RNA polymerase II-specific; protein binding. Lineage: Eukaryota; Metazoa; Chordata; Mammalia; Rodentia; Spalacidae. The record is from RefSeq and is a predicted model, not a curated record. Gene Ontology annotation, biological process: regulation of transcription by RNA polymerase II. Gene Ontology annotation, cellular component: nucleus. Bases 549 to 1979 code for a protein of 476 amino acids.